Messenger RNA from Daldinia childiae, 1377 nucleotides. RefSeq names its product Mannan endo-1,6-alpha-mannosidase DCW1. Gene Ontology annotation, biological process: carbohydrate catabolic process; fungal-type cell wall biogenesis. The record is from RefSeq and is a predicted model, not a curated record. NCBI's taxonomy places the organism in Eukaryota, Fungi, Ascomycota, Sordariomycetes, Xylariales, Hypoxylaceae. The transcript is spliced from 4 exons. The coding region runs from base 1 to 1377 and encodes 458 amino acids. Gene Ontology annotation, molecular function: mannan endo-1,6-alpha-mannosidase activity.
AUGGUGAGAUUAUCUACGCCGGUGCUGGCUGCGCUAGGCCUGUUCGCCGACAGAGCAUUCGGUGCCCUGGAAGUAAACCUCGACGACCCAGAAUCUAUCAAGAAGGCCGCCGCACAGGUUGCUGAAGAUCUUCUCACCUUCUAUCAUGGCGACGAGCCGGGCAUGGUUCCCGGUAUCUUGCCUGGUCCUCCCCCCGACGGCGACUACUACUGGUGGCAAGGUGGUGCGAUGUGGGGUACGCUGCUAGAUUAUCGACACAACACCGGCGACAAACAGUUCGACGAUCUGAUAACGACGGCCAUGCUGCAUCAGGUUGGCGACAACGCUGAUUACCUACCGAGCAACUGGUCUGCGUCCAUGGGUAACGAUGAUCAAGCUUUCUGGGCCUUAUCGGCCAUGCUUGCCACCGAAGUAGGAUACACGGAUCCUCCAGAGGACCAGCCGCAGUGGGUAGCACUGGCGCAGGCUGUAUUCAACGAGCAGACGAGCGAAGAUCGAAGAGUUCCCAACGGACGAUGCAAAUGGGGUCUCAGAUGGCAGGUUUACUCGACCAAUAAUGGAUACGACUAUAUCAACACCAUCGCUAACGCCUGCUACUUCAACAUUGGUGCCCGACUGGCCCGUUAUUUCGGCAACCAGACCUACGCCGACCUUGCGACGAGAACCUGGGAUCUGAUCUCUGAUCUAGGCUACAUCUCAGAGAAGUGGGAUGUCUACGACGGCGCCCAUCUGCCCGACUGCAGCGACCUCAACAAAGCCCAGUUCUCGUACAACGCCGCCAUGUUGCUACAGGGUGCUGCUUUCUUGUAUAACUACACCGAUGGCGAGCAAAUCUGGAAGGACCGCAUCGAUAACCUUGUAGACCGCAUGAUCGAAAUUUUCUUCCCUGCCCCCGCCAAUAUCGCGUUUGAGCCAUCUUGUGAAAAUCAGCAAUGUAACUCUGAUAUGGAGUCCUUCAAGGGAUUCACGCACCGAUGGAUGGGCACGACUAUGCAGGUGGCACCUUUCACCAAGGAGAAGAUCCUGCCAGUUCUAAAAGCAUCCACGCAAGGCGCCGUGAAGCAGUGUACCGGCGGUGCCAACGGUCGAUUCUGUGGCUUCCACUGGACCAGCGGUGUUUGGGACGGGGACAUGGGUGCCAGUCAGCAGAUGAACGUCCUAGGUGCCUUGGUCAGUCUCCUGGCUCCCGACGUCCCGGCACCCGUUACCAACCAGACCGGUGGUACUUCGAAGGGUAAAGCGAACGCUGGUUCUAGCGACCCCGUAAUGCCUACGCUCGCUCCGAUCACCGGCGGCGAUAGGGCAGGUGCGGGCAUCCUGACAGCCAUCGUCAUCGCAGGAUCACUCUCGGCCUUUGCGUGGAUGAGCUUGGACUAA